UGCAGAAGAAGAAGAAUAUUCGCGCCAGGUGAAAAGCUGUGAAGUAACAAGAACAUGGCGUCGUCAAGCAGAAAUGGAAACAAACAACUUAGUGACGAGCAAAUCAUCAACCGCUGGAGCUUCGACUUUUACGUCUCUAAAGCUUUCGAGGCGUUUAGAAAUGAAGACUAUGAGAACUUCUCCCAGCUCAGGAACCUUAUCGAAAGUUUGGUGGUCAGACCCAUUGAUGGACACUCUGACAUGACUAUCAAACUGCGAUUCAUGCAGUUCCUCUCACGGAUCAAUGACGGGGACAAUCUUGAUGUUACAUUUCAGAAGCCUCUAACACCUUUAGAAUCAGCACUUGGUGUGUUGGAGUCUAUCUGUACAGAAAUGGAUGUCGCCCAAAACUUACUUGAACAAGUUCACACCUCAAUCAGGGAAAUGCUUAUUGUUGUUUGCAUAAAGAGCAAACAAUUUGAAAAAGCUCGAGAGAUGCUGCUUAAACACUUUCCCAAAGGAAUGGAUUCAGCUGGCAAGAAAAAGCUGUAUAUAGAUCUGAUGAAAAGGCGAUGCAGCACACAUUCUGUACUGAAUGUGAUUUCAUACAGUGAAUUCAAACAGGAUAUGCUGGAUUUCAUCGAGAAACUCUACCCCAUUCCCGAGCCUUUCCUAGUCAAGAUGGUCAAGCUGUCGAGACAAGGAAGGACUGUAGACAGUGGGGCUGUACAUAAGCCUCAAGCUGUUCGGACUACCAACGUGCAGUCAUGUACACAGGACCAUGCGAACAGUGAGCAAACAGACAGUGCGCAAAAUUCUCCAUCUAAUUCGCAGCGGAGCACACCAGCCAAAAGUAACCUAAGUGCUUGUUCCCCAGCUCUUUUGGUAACAGUGCACCUGACCCAGGGCAACCUGAAGGCCAUCUAUCCGCAGCUUGCUGAGCACUUUUCUGUCUCCGUCCCCUUCAAUCAGCUGGAAGAUGAAGUGGAGUGUGAAGCACAGCAGGACAAUGCCACGGAUCGUAACAUGGAGUUUUGUCUCAAACUCACAGAGACUCCACUUGAGUUUUUGGAAGAAAAGGAGCAGAGCGUAUGUGUUGGACACUGUGUACAGUCUGAUGGCAGCAAUCAAACUAAUAUGACUCAAAAUUACUGCACAAACCAACAUGUGGAAAAGGAGCAAGAAAGAUCAAAGGACACACCUUUACUAAUCGAUACACAUGUCCAGCAUCCACCUCUUUCUUCUGCUGAGGAUGGCAAGAGAAGGACUUCUGGUGUUGUAUCUGCAGUGAGUGUAGCACAGUUAGUAAUGGAGGAAGACAGCGUCCUAAAUCAACACGAAGCCUCUGAUUCUCAACAGACUCCCAGUCCACUGCAGCUGCACUCUAAUGGAGAGGAUCCACUCAGCUCGCAGUCUGUCAGCUCUCCACCGGUCCGGAAAUACCGCAGACCAGCUUCUUGCAGGAGAAGUAUUCUCAUUGAGCCACAGCCUGCUUCCCACCAGCAGCUUGACAAGCCUCAGAAAUGUUCCACCCCCAGCAGAGCGCAGAACAGCCCUCCUGCCCAAUCCACACCUAAUAAGGAAGGUCAGAAACAACUAAAGAAGAGGCCACACACACGGAGCGUAAGUGAAGAAAGUGUAGAAAGCAUUGUGGCAGACUCUCCAUCAUCAGGAAAACAGGUUGCGACCACAUUUAAACGGAAGCAUUGGAUGGAUGUGUCUGGAGCCCAGGAAGAGUGGAGUGAUGAAGAGUCGCUGUUCUCUGUUUCCACUAAAACAACUGAAGGUAAAAGAUCAAGUAAUGGCCAUUCCAAAAGGAAGAAAUGGAGCGAUGAAGAGUCUGAGUGGGUGAAAAAAGGAGUGGCUCGUUAUGGUGAAGGACGAUGGGAGAGGAUUAGAAGUGCGUUUCCUUUUAAAGGACGAACAGCAGUUAACAUCAAAGACCGCUGGCGCACCAUGCUAAAAUUAAAGAUGGUAUAGAAUUGUAAAUAAGACAAUAAGCAAAUAAAACAAAUGUUAAGAGAGAUUUUUGUACGCGCACUCACUGUGUGCUUUAUUAGUUUCACGUCCCACCUUUGUAAGUAUCACCAACUUCUUAUCCAUGCAAUUGUCUGAACAGCCAGCCAUGUGACAGCAGUGACAGUGACAGUGACGCAGUGCAUAAAAAUCAUGCAGAUGUGCCAAGAUUUUGAAGAGUUUGAAAUGAGCAUUAACUGAAGCACUUAACUUGUAUCUGCAUAGUUUCUUGCAUUGUGUUGCUGCCCAAUGGUGUAAAGAUGCUCCCAGUAAAGUGGACAGUAUUUUGGAAUUUAAUGAGCUCAAUAUCCACAGCUCAUUUAUGUUAACGGACUUGAAGAUAUUUGUUUUUGUGUACACUGUCGUGUGAAGGCUGGGUAAUAAACAGACUAUGCUGAUGUCAUUAGGGUACAAAAUAUAUUUUGUUGUGUUUUUUUUUUAAAUUAUUAUUUAUUUAUUUAUUUGCCUCCCUCAGCAGUUUGUGACUAAAAUCUGUACCAGUUAGGUCUGCAUUUUACAUGUACCCCAAAGUGCUCCAGGUAACAAAGUGGCUGUGUUUCUAUAUAUUUGAAAUGAUUGUAAUGUAAAUAAAAUGCUCAGUCAGGGAGCUAAGACUGUUCAAGUGCAGGUUUCUUGACCUGUCUUAUGUUCAACAAUUCUUUAGAUUCAGUUGUCUGUAAUCUAAACUUGGAGAUUAUAUACAUUUGCAUAAAUGCACUUUGUGAAUAAAUACCUGUGUUUGACUAA
Tachysurus vachellii is the source of this 2742-nucleotide messenger RNA. It is a transcript of the gene terf2, whose product is annotated as telomeric repeat binding factor a. The transcript is spliced from 12 exons. Gene Ontology annotation, biological process: protein localization to chromosome, telomeric region; negative regulation of telomeric D-loop disassembly; protection from non-homologous end joining at telomere. Gene Ontology annotation, cellular component: nucleus; chromosome, telomeric region; shelterin complex. Gene Ontology annotation, molecular function: double-stranded telomeric DNA binding; protein homodimerization activity; telomerase activity. The record is from RefSeq and is a predicted model, not a curated record. Bases 55 to 1959 code for a protein of 634 amino acids. Lineage: Eukaryota; Metazoa; Chordata; Actinopteri; Siluriformes; Bagridae.